Molecule: messenger RNA, 959 nt
Organism: Vanessa tameamea
Lineage: Eukaryota; Metazoa; Arthropoda; Insecta; Lepidoptera; Nymphalidae
Exons: 6
Coding region: 118-936 (272 amino acids)
Source: RefSeq, a predicted model, not a curated record
UUUUUAUUCUGGUAAAGAGACUUAAGACGUGAUUGAUUGUGAUUUGUAAUUAUUUUUUAUAGCUUUGAAAUUCAAUUUAAUUCACAUUCUUUUUAAGAUUUCGAACUUUAUAAAACAAUGAUUCGUGAAAUAGAUUUCAACUAUAUUUUUCUUAGUAUUUUUUUAUUGAAAACAGAGAGCAUUCCAAUUGAUACGAAUUCGUCGAAAAUAGCGGGAAGCAAUGAUAUUGAUGCCCAUUUGAAUUUCGAACAUGUCAGAAAUAUUUGCUCGAAUAGUGUUGCAAUUUGUAAAAGCAACGAUUCGAAUAUUUGUGCCACGAGAUUUAUUAAUGACAAAAUGGAAUACAAAGAUUUUGAAAACUCCUGUUUUUUAUUCAUAAAUAACAUGUGUCAUAAUUAUGGUAAAGAUUAUUUCAAAUAUAGAAGAAGUGAUCUAAAAAAGAAUGAAAAUAACGUGAACACUAGUAGUGAUAAAACUAAGACAGCUGUCACAUCGAAUACUACGACAGCGGUCAUUUUUUUAGUGAUGAAGAAACAAAUAAAACGUUCGGAAACAACAAUAAGCUCUCUUUAUGAAAUAGACACGGCAUUUGAUUUCCACAUCUGUCCUAUGUCUUGUCCGAACGUAUACAGCCCUGUGUGCGUCGGCGUGAACCGUGGCCACGGCUUGUAUUACAAAUUCUAUACGUUCGUUAAUCACUGUUCCGGCGAUUUGUAUUAUUGUAAGAACUGGAGAGAAUUCAGCCCGCCGCCUGAUGAAGAGGAAAUGGUAAAAAGUUCACCAUUGAGCUGGUCGUAUUGUGCAGCAAAUAGAUACAUUCAAUUCGCAAGGUUCACCGAGAUGACGUCAUCGAUGGGCCACUAUGGCUGGCUGGCUGGUGAUCACAGUCCAACUCACAUCGUAGAGCCGCACGAGCGAAUACCAGGUUAUGGGUGAAGAAAAUAAACGAAAUGUUAAUU